Mugil cephalus (flathead mullet) is the source of this 3032-nucleotide messenger RNA. RefSeq names its product dopamine receptor D5a (gene drd5a). Lineage: Eukaryota; Metazoa; Chordata; Actinopteri; Mugiliformes; Mugilidae. Bases 387 to 1769 code for a protein of 460 amino acids. Gene Ontology annotation, cellular component: plasma membrane. Gene Ontology annotation, biological process: adenylate cyclase-activating adrenergic receptor signaling pathway. The transcript has a single exon. The record is from RefSeq and is a predicted model, not a curated record. Gene Ontology annotation, molecular function: dopamine neurotransmitter receptor activity; G protein-coupled receptor activity.
GUGCGUAACGCCACGCACAAAGAAGGCGGGAUGCGCCCUGCCCUGUUUAAGUUAGUGUGUGUUUGGCUGCAGGGACUCCCUCCUCACUCACACCGAGCUGAGGAUAUCUGGGACUGAGAGAUUCACAGAGGCAGCCGGGUCAGUCGACCGGACCGGCAAGGUUGCAACAUGCGCUCGCCACUGUGUGCUGCGUUUCAGCCCCUCAGCGCACCUGGCGCGUCGCUCGGCUCAGUUUUAACGUGCUCAAUUCUUCCUUCCCGUCUGUUUUGCACUCCACAUCAGGCUGGCAGUUUACCCGGACAUUGGGGACAAUAUGGUGACUGGCUGAUAACUGAGCCCGUCUCCGCGCAAGGAUCAAUGGACUGUAGUUUUACUUGAAGAGACACAUGGAGAACCCAGCAAAGUACCUCUCAUCGGUGCAGGGGGUUGACUCUGUGCCGGCACCGCUUGGAGAGAUUAUGUGGAACGGCACCGAAACGGAGGCAACAAGCGAAGGGAGGAAAGAUAUGGUUGUGCGCACAGUGACGGGCUGUCUGUUGUCGCUGCUAAUCCUAUGGACCCUGCUGGGUAACAUCUUGGUCUGCGCCGCGGUGCUGCGCUUUCGGCACCUGCGGACCAAAGUCACCAACAUUUUCAUUGUCUCCCUGGCACUAUCGGAUUUAUUUGUGGCCGUCCUGGUGAUGCCAUGGAAAGCUGUGGCAGAGGUGGCGGGGUACUGGCCGUUUGGUACUUUCUGUAACGUCUGGGUCGCCUUUGAUAUCAUGUGUUCCACUGCCUCUAUACUCAACCUCUGCAUUAUUAGCGUGGAUAGGUACUGGGCAAUCUCGAGCCCCUUCCGCUACGAGAGGAAAAUGACCCAGCGAGUUGCCUUUGUUAUGAUUAGCAUCACUUGGACGUUGUCUGUGCUCAUUUCAUUCAUACCGGUCCAGCUAAACUGGCACAAAGCCAGUGAUGACGACAUGGUUGGGGAACACAACUCUUCCAGGAGUCGGCAGAUAGAAGAAAACUGCGACUCCAGCCUGAGCAGAGAGUAUGCUAUAUCCUCCUCGUUGAUAAGUUUCUAUAUUCCCGUGGCAAUUAUGAUUGUAACAUAUACCAGAAUAUAUCGUAUUGCACAAAUCCAAAUUAGAAGAAUAGCCUCCCUGGAGAGAGCGGCGGAACACGCGCAAAGUUGCAGGACCAACAGAAUAGAGUGCCAACACCACAACACCUUGAAGACGUCUAUAAAACGGGAAACCAAAGUGUUCAAAACUUUGUCGGUGAUUAUGGGUGUCUUUGUGUGUUGCUGGUUACCUUUCUUCGUUCUAAACUGCAUGGUCCCGUUCUGCGAUAGGCCUGCCACGGACCGGGACGCGGGCCUGCCGUGCGUAAGCGAAACGACUUUUGACGUGUUCGUGUGGUUCGGAUGGACCAACUCCUCGCUGAAUCCUAUUAUCUACGCCUUCAACGCUGAGUUCAGGAAGGCCUUCUCGAGCCUCUUGGGCUGCCGCCAUUUCUGCUCGAACACGCCCGUAGAAACUGUCAACAUCAGCAACGAGCUGGUCUCAUACAACCAAGACACCCUCAUCCACAAGGAAAUCGCAAACGCGUAUGUCAACAUGAUCCCCAAUGUGGUCGAAUGUAUUGAGCACGAAGAGACUUUUGACAGGAUUUCCCAGUUUUCUCACAACAACGAAAACGCCACGGACUCGGUUUGUGACCUGGAGGACUGCGAGGCCGACAUCAGUCUUGACAGGAUGUCGCCAUUCACACCCAAUGGAUUACACUGACUCCACACCUCGUGUCUCCCCGUGCGUAAUUGGAUGUAUUGAUAACAAUGUCAUGUCAUGGUCCAUUUUCAUCAGCUUCAGAGAACAGAGGAUCUCCACUCAGAGGCUCACAGGAGGCCAGAGUUUUCUGAGUUGAGCAGACGUCCUUACACCUGGUGGGAGGGUCUAUUGACUUGCUCAUGGACACUUCAGCAGGGCGUAUGUCUCUGUAGCCGCGUAGGCCACCCUGUCACCGCUUUGCGUCAUAUAUGAGAUGUGAUGUUGUUGUCCUGUUCUGACAAAAGUGAUGUGUAGGUGUUUAUUUACAUGACAAGUGAAGUCUGUGUUCCUUUGUUCAAAGGUUCGGUGUUGCUGAAGCUGUUGUUUACUCAAAGGCUUUACUUGGAGCAUCAGUGUCUAACGUCCGUCCACUUGGAGGGAAAAUGUUUGAAAAACCUCGCUGAGGAUUCGUGAUAGAUUUUUUUUUUUUUUUUUUUGCUGCUUCAAAACCUCAUGUGUAUCCAGUGCCCACUUUUCCACUGAGUAUGAAAACUGAGGCCAGCCUUACAGACAGUGUAACCGAGAUAGUCAAAUGCAGUCGUUUCAGCGCCUUAUAGCUUAAUCAAAGAAGAGUUCUGAGACAGGAAUGUGCUCUAUGGAGUUUAAGUUAUAUGAUGCCAAAAUGCAGUAUUAAAGUGUUUCGCCACUGCACCCACCCUCGCACUAACUCCUCAAGCACACCUUCUUUGCACCACAUGGACUAUUAUGCAGGUUCAUCCAGACAAAGAUGAUUGAAUAAGACAUGGUGAAAAAGCACAAACUUUAAUUCUACGACAAUAACAAAAAAAAUUGAACAGAAUUCGCAGAUUAAUUUAAACAAAUACAUCUGUAACUAUUUUCUCUGAUCUUAAAUUUCUGCGUUCACUGAGGCCAAAACUACAGUAAUUGUUCUGAUUUGUCGGUCACAGUCAACUCUUACUGAAACACAAAAACAGAAAAAGAAAAAUAGUCUGAACUGUCCUAAAUGACCAAAGACUUCAAGGAGUGAAUCGGUAACUCAGACACAAUAAGGCUACAGUGUUUGUGGGAUUUGCUAUAGAUUUGCUAUAGACAGCCUGCACAUGUUUCAGGCCACCGGGCAAACACCAAGUGGAAGUCAUUCAUCACCUCUCCCACAUCUCUUUUAUCUUUGUACUGUACAGAUGACCUGAUCUGAAUGUAUACUGCUGUCCUUCAAACAGUGAAGUGUGUCAUCAUUUGUCUAAUAAAAUGCUGUCAUGCUGA